AUGGAAGCGCCCGAAACGGUGUCGGAAGGCCUCGUCCAGGUGAGCAGCCGCUCUCUGGACGGGAAGCCGCUGUUUUACAACCCUCCGCAAGUGUUCAAUCGCGAUAUUUCGCUAAUAGUGUUGAAAACGUUCGUGGAAUCCGAGAAGGAGCGCGCGAAAGAAUGCCGCUCGUCAACGGGCGAAAGCAGAGUUGGAGCCUUUGUGGGCGUCAACGUUCUAGAGAUGCUUGCAGCAACUGGGAUCAGGAGCAUUCGUUACCUGAAGGAGUUGGGAGACUACGUCAACCACAUCUACAUUAAUGACCUGGACCACAACUCCGCCCGUGCAAUCGCGAAAAACUGCGACUUCAACGGGAUACCCCCGUCCAAGUACCGCGCAAUAUGUGCUGACGGCAACCAGCUGGCGCAGAUGCUGACACCGCCCGCCGACAUCCUGCGCCUCAUGCUGAUGAACGGCAAUAUCCAGAAGAUCCCCUGCGGUUUCGUUCCAUCGAAGACAUUCAGCGCAAUGGACGCCUACAACAGUACGGUUGAGCGGUUUUUGGCCGUUAUUGCGGCCAGCGAAUGCAGCGAGGACGUUACCCGAUAUCGCAACGUCAUCGACGUCAUUGACAUUGACCCCUACUCCACGGCCACGGUCUUCCUCGACUCAGCAGUGCGCUGCGUGAAGAGCGGGGGGAUGUUGAUGGUGACGUCCACAGACAUGCCCACCCUCUGCGGCAACAACCCCUUGGUCUCGUUUUACAAGUACGGGGGCUCGAGCAUCAAGGCCACAUUCUGCCACGAACUCUCGCUCAGGAUUCUGCUCUACACCGUGAUGACAACCGCAGCCAAAUACCAGCGGGUGGUGGAACCGCUGAUUUCGUGCAGCGCGGACUUCUACGUCAGGGUGUUCGUGCGGGUCAGCAACAACGUGCAGCAGUGCAAGCACCUCAGCGAAAACUGCGCCCUGUUGCUCAUGUGCGCGCAGUGCGACUCGUUCCGGCUGCUUAAACUGGGCGAAUACAGCGAACCCAAGCAGCGGCCGGCGUCAGUGCCGGGCGACCUCCGUGGAACGUGCGAGGAGUGCAACGGACGUUUGAAGAUCGGCGGCCCGCUCUACGUCGGACCCAUACACAACAGGCAGUUCGUUUCGGCAGCGCUAAAGAACGCCACCGAGGCGCAUGAAUCGCUGCCAGGGGUUACCCAAAAUGCCAAAAUCAUAGGCAUCUUAACGGCCAUUUCCGAGGAGCUUGAAGACACCCCGCUGCACUACAGCAUUCCGUGCCUGUGCCAGAAGUGGAAUCUGACCACGAUCAGCCCGUCCGCAUUCAAGGCAUGCCUCGAGAAGCUGGGCUACCGAGCGUCGCACUUCCACCGCGAUCCGCAGUCGCUGAAGACGGACGCGCCCAACAAGGUUGUCAUGGACAUCUUACGGCACCACGCAAUCGAGCAAAACAAGGUGGGGUCUCAUGAAUUCUUCAAGACGCCCAUCCAAACGGAGGGGAUCGAUCUCACGCCGCCCGAAACUUCCACUCGCACUGCGGUGGCCCGCUGGCUGAACAACCCCAGCAAAUAUUGGGGACCCAAGAAGAUGCAUCGGCAAGUCGCCACCUCACGCCCUCUGGAGGCGGAAACCCCGGCAGAUAACGCCAACAGCUAG
Molecule: messenger RNA, 1641 nt
Organism: Babesia bigemina
Lineage: Eukaryota; Apicomplexa; Aconoidasida; Piroplasmida; Babesiidae
Product: N(2),N(2)-dimethylguanosine tRNA methyltransferase, putative
Exons: 3
Coding region: 1-1641 (546 amino acids)
Biological process (GO): tRNA N2-guanine methylation
Cellular component (GO): nucleus
Molecular function (GO): RNA binding
Source: RefSeq, a predicted model, not a curated record